UGCAGGCAAAGCUUUAUGUUUUUGGUAAACAGUGCAUUGAACCGACUUUUCGUGAUAAUCUGCAUAUUCCUCUAGCUGGCAGUAUGCGGCCUGGAAUCGAGGAUAUACUAGACAAGAUUAAUUUUAACGCGCAUGUGCAGUAUAAUUGCGAGAGCACGUAUAAAAGUAGUGAAUGUAGCCUAGGAUACUUUCAUACUGAGUUGCAAGAAGCAUUAGUCCAUGAUGAGUUGCUUACUGUGGAAAUCAGUCACUGUCCUGAGCCUGGUUUGGGCUGUUGGAGGACAAUUGAGUGGAGAUGUGAGGCUGAUAGAUUCGUUUGGUUCAACAGAUACCAGAAUUGGCAGACUGGAGGUCUAUUACAAUGGACAAUGGGGGACAGUGUGUCAGGACAACUUCGGUAUAAAUGAUGCAAGAGUGGCUUGUCGUCAACUAGGUUUCCUAGGUUACAUAGGCUAUGGGGUCGUACGAAAUGCCCUAACAGUGUCAGCAUCCACACCGAUAUGGUUGGACGAGCUUGGUUGCUUUGGAUCUGAAACUAGACUAGAUGACUGCCCACACAAUUCUAUUGGAAUUCAUAAUUGUGAUCGUUCUGACGAUGUGGGAUUAGUGUGUGCAAUAAAUGAAGAUUUGAGACUUGUGAAUAGUUCUGGCACCACUGGGUUAGGUCCCGAUGGUCGACUGGAGUUGUUUUAUAACGGACAAUGGGGGACAGUGUGUGACGAUAGCUUCAGUCCAAACGAUGCAAGGGUGGCUUGUCAUCAGCUGGGGUACGAUGACUAUGCUAAUUAUGGACGAGUAGGAACAUUAGGUUUCUCCCAAUCAUCAUCAACCACUCGGACAUGGCUAGACGAGCUUCGUUGCUUAGGAAACGAGACCAAACUCAUUAAUUGUCCUGCUAACACUAUCGGAGUUGAAGAUUGCACCCACACACAAGAUGUGGCCUUAUUCUGUAUUUCGGAGGGAGACCUGAGGCUGGUAGACAAUUCAGGCCGAACAGGAGGCUCCUCUGGCACUCUGGAGGUCUAUAACAGUGGACAAUGGGGGACAGUGUGUGAUGAUAGCUUCAGUCCAAAUGAUGCAAAAGUGGCUUGUCGUCAGCUGGGGUACGAUGACUAUACUCAGUAUGGACGAGUAGGAACAUUAGGUUUCUCCCAAUCAUCAUCAACCACUCGGACAUGGCUGGACGAGCUUCGUUGCUUAGGAACUGAGAGCAGACUCAUCGAUUGUCCUGCUAACACUAUCGGAGUGGAAGAUUGCACCCACUCACAAGAUGUGGCCCUGUUCUGUAUUUUGGAUGGAGACCUGAGGCUGAUAGACAACUCAGGCCGAACAGGAGGCUCCUCUGGCAGACUGGAGGUCUAUUACAGUGGACAUUAAUUAAGC
Halichondria panicea is the source of this 1383-nucleotide messenger RNA. RefSeq names its product neurotrypsin-like. The coding region runs from base 220 to 1377 and encodes 385 amino acids. NCBI's taxonomy places the organism in Eukaryota, Metazoa, Porifera, Demospongiae, Suberitida, Halichondriidae. The record is from RefSeq and is a predicted model, not a curated record. Gene Ontology annotation, cellular component: membrane. The transcript has 8 exons.